This is a messenger RNA of Betta splendens (Siamese fighting fish), 1264 nucleotides long. It is a transcript of the gene en2a, whose product is annotated as engrailed homeobox 2a. Gene Ontology annotation, cellular component: nucleus. The record is from RefSeq and is a predicted model, not a curated record. Gene Ontology annotation, molecular function: DNA-binding transcription factor activity, RNA polymerase II-specific; RNA polymerase II cis-regulatory region sequence-specific DNA binding. The transcript is spliced from 2 exons. Gene Ontology annotation, biological process: regulation of transcription by RNA polymerase II; multicellular organism development; neuron differentiation. NCBI's taxonomy places the organism in Eukaryota, Metazoa, Chordata, Actinopteri, Anabantiformes, Osphronemidae. Bases 348 to 1154 code for a protein of 268 amino acids.
CCUCUUUAUUUACCCUUAGUUUAGUUUAGGUGUAGGCAAUACUGAGCACUCGGAAAACGGAUAACGCUAGGACGGUGCGCAAAUGGCACAUGCUCUAGGUCUAAGAUAUCAGUUGUAACCCGCUAUUGAGGGAAUAUAUGUCAAAAAGUAUGCUUUUCUCGGAGGACACUACCGCAUGGCUUUGUAUGGUGUCCAAGGCAUUCACUAGUCAUUGACUUUAUUUUUUUUAUUUAUUUUGCGCUCGUAAAUUUUUUGCAAUUUAAUUUCCCCGAACUUCCUUGCGAAUUCGACUACAGCGGAGAGCAAUAAAGGGGUUAAAGAAAGUAAAGCGGGGAAAGUGAAUCAGUAUGGAAGAAAAUGAUCACGGCAACAGAGACGUGGUGGAGCGGCAGGAGUCGGUGGAUGAAUCAAACAGAGCCAUCCUUCCCCUGUUACAAGCGCCGGGAAACCUGCAGAUCCCUCACCGGGUCACCAAUUUCUUCAUCGACAACAUCCUGCGGCCGGAUUUCGGGCGGAAAAAGGACGCAGGUGCGAACCGCGAUGAAGGCAGCCUGGCCUCGCAGGAGAGCCACGACAGCCCCGCAGCCCCGCAAACCGAGCCGGUGGGGAGCACGGUGCCGACGGAGGGGACCUCCACCCCGCACACGGUUACCGGGAACAAGAAGCAGGCUAUAGCCAGCGACGAGCCCCUGAAGCCCCGCGGGGAGAACGGAGACCAGUGCCUAAGCUCAGACUCAGACAGUUCCCAAGCCAGCUCAAACCCGGCCACGUCUCAGCCCAUGCUGUGGCCAGCCUGGGUCUACUGCACCAGAUACUCGGACAGGCCUUCUUCAGGGCCAAGAUCUCGCAAACCAAAGAAGAAAACGACCAGCAAAGAGGACAAGCGACCACGGACGGCCUUCACAGCAGAGCAGCUGCAAAGACUAAAAUCGGAGUUUCAGACAAAUCGUUACCUGACCGAGCAGAGACGGCAGAACCUGGCGCAGGAGCUGGGCCUGAACGAGUCCCAGAUCAAGAUCUGGUUCCAGAACAAGCGGGCCAAAAUCAAGAAGGCCAGCGGCACUAAAAACAGUCUAGCCUUGCACCUGAUGGCACAGGGACUGUACAAUCACGCCACCGUCACGUCGAAAGACGAAAAAUCAGACAGCGAUUGAUUCCCAGAGAAGUAACAGCAGCCUCCUGACGAAAAGGAACCUAUAGUAAUCCUAGAUGAUUAUGGCUAUCACAGCGAAACUCUACAGGAAUAUUUACAGCAGAUAAAAUA